AUGGCUGCCCGCCCGCGUCUCGAUGACCCGGCGGCGCUCGCGGCCCUGCUGGAACAGCUUGCUGCUUCCGCGGCCGUGCGUUCAGCCCUGGCGGCGAAGGGGUACUCUUUGGCCUACGCACUUGCGGAUCCCUCUGAUCCUGAUGAGGUCAAGGUCUUCAUCCGCACGCUGCUCGGUCUGUCUGACGACACCGUUGCAGCGGGUCUCGUGUCUGCAGACGCGGCCUGUGUCCGUCGCCUGCUGUCCGAGGCUGCCCUGGCGGCACCACCACGUGUCACCCCAGGGCUCUCCACUCUGGGUCUGCCGGUGCCGCCUGCUUCGUCAUCCGCGACUGCCAAGCUCCAGCCCACGGACUUAACGCAUUUGAAGAAAGAUUUCAUGGCUAAGUACCCGGGGGAACUCCUAACUCCGUCAUCCACCCCGUCUCUCGAGUUCCUGUCUCUGCUGAAGCAGCACAGCGACUCUGCCGCUUCCCUCUGGGUCCCGUGGCGCUUGCGCACGUGCUUGGCUGAUGCUGCACGCUGGGAAGAGACGCGCAAACCUCGCAAUGACCGCUCCUUCAUCCGUCAGCCCGAGCCCCCUGGCCCGACGGUCUCGGUCAAUAUGCAGGGUCAUCCGGAGCCGGUCCUGCGUCGUGCGCUGUCUCUGCUGGCUACCGCGUUAGCCAUGUUAGAUCUCGUGCACCUUGCGACCAUAAAGCAAUUUCACGAAAAAUUUCUGUCUCUGGCUCUGGCGGCUCCUCUCGAUCAGGCACUUCGCUCUCCCACCCUUCAGGAGAUCCUUCACGCGGACAGGGCGGUCUGGUCCUCCGUCUACGAGCUCACGAGUGAUCAUGGCUGGAGCCUCCCCGACGCACUUAGCGAAAUCGCUUUCUGUCGUGGUGAGAUGUCGAAGCCCCGUCCACGUCCGCCGCGCAUUCCACCUCCGCCCUCCGCCGACGGUAAAGCUGGCAAGGGUCUGGGCAGAAAGCGUCAGCUGGCCGACGAUUCGUCCGGUCAGGAUUCCGCUGCGGCCAAAGCCAAGGCAAAAGCAGCAGCGGCCAAGGCCAAGACGGCUGCCAAUCCGCCUCCGAAAGGCUGGGACCCGUCCUGGUGCAAGACCAUCGGGGAUAAAGAGGCCUGCAUGCGUUUCGCAGUCGGCAAAUGCACUAAGACCGACUGUAAGUUUGUGCACGGCUGCCCGGACCCCGCUGUUGCUACCAGUCCCUCGCCUGCCGUGCCUCUCCCUCCUGCGGCCGACACGACACUUCCCUCUCCGCCUCUGCCUUUGUCUCUCCUUGGCUCGGCAUCCUCAGCGGUCUCGCCGAUUCCUGCUCCUGCUCUGCGUCCUUUUCGGGCGGACGGUUUGACUGCUGUCCUGGGCCCACCGUCGCCGUCGACUGCCAACCCAGCGGCUUGGUGGGUGCUGCCGGUGCUGCUCCGCCUUGUGCAGCCUUUUCAAGGUCCCGCUUGCGUCCUGGCCAGGGUUUCCUCUGUUCUGCAUCAUCGAACGCGCCAUCUUCUCUGUCUGGUUGACUCCCGCGGCGGUUUCAUUUGGGUGGAGAAUCCCACCUCCUCCCUGUUGUGGUUGGAUCCAGACGUUGUCUCAUGGCUCCGGCUGUUCUGCCGCCACGUUGCUACGGUUGCUGGCUGCCAUCACGGCCUGGACCAACACAAGGCUUGGUCCUUUUGCUCUAACUCCCCGGAGUUCGCGACCCUUGCAUGUGUCUGCCCUCACCCUCUAGGCUUUCACGCCAAGGUGUCCGGAAAGCGCUUGGCGGAUGGAUCCUUUGCCACUCGCCUUUCUGCAUGCUACCCUCCGUCCUUGGCUGCAGCCCUGGCACGCAUAGCGGCUCCUUUGUUUUCGGAUGCCUUGCCGCAGCAGCCCUACCCCCUUGCGGCUUGGCUGCAGCUGUUGCCGUCUCGCUUUAUUUGGCCUGCUCGGUCCCACAGGGUUGAGGACGGUGCUGGUACUUGCAGUACUGCCUCCCCGAGGCCAGUUUCCUCUGACCCGCUGUCCUCGCUGAGGGCAGCUUGGACCAAACGACUGCUUGCGUCCGGUCUUGCCCAACGCAUUGCUGCUUCCCUGAACUCCGGGUCCAAGUCUCCUCCGUUGUCUGAGGCUGAGGUUGCUCCUUUUCUGGAUGACCUCCGUUCCUUUCUGCAUGUGGAGGACGACACUAUCUGGAAACGUCUGCUUCUGGUCCAAGAGGGUCAGCCGUUUCGGCUCAAUCUCUGGCACUGUCUCUCGCUGGUUUGUGCAGACCCGGACUCGGGAUACUUUGAUCUUCUCCGCUCUGGCGUCCCCUUAGGCGUGCCAGAGCCCAUUCCCCCGUGCCCGGUUAUGCAUCCCCCUCCUUCCCCUGACGCCACGGUCAUCCCGCUUCAGCAUUGUGAGUCUGCCUGGAAAUUUGCCAUUGAUCAUGCAGAUGUGGUGGAUGAGUUGCUCGAAGCUGAGCUGGCCGAAGGUUGGAUCGCUCUGGUUCCGGGAGGGGAUGCCGAGCUGCGCCGCCGCUACAAUCGUACGGCGGUCGGCAAACUAGGAGUCGUGCUGGCUGAGGGACGUCCUCCGCGUCUGGUGGUCGACAGCUCUGUGUCUGGCGUCACGAGCAACACUGCUCUGCCCAACCGUUCUGCUAACCCCACUCUGUCGGACGUCUUCUUUUGUAUGCCUCUCUCCGACUCCACGGAACGGCUUGUCGCUUUGAUACUGGAUGUUGCAAAAGCGCAUCGCCGUAUUCUGAUUCGUGCACUUGACCGCGGUCUUCUUUGCUUCCGCCACCGUGGAAAGCUGUAUCAGUGUCUCACACUGAAUUUUGGGGCCCGCGUGUCAUCGUUUUACUGGGCCCGCGCAGCCGGUCUGCUACUUCGCCUGGUACACCGCAUUGUCCGUGUCCGACACUCGGCUCAGAUUUACGUUGACGACAUCCUGGCACUCUUGGAUGCCAUUUCUGCCCCGCUUUGGGCCUCCUUAAUUGUCGUCCUUCUUCUGGUUCUGCGUGUGCCCAUGUCAUGGCACAAAGCUGCUUUGGGCCCGUCUGUUGUUUGGAUUGGCUGGGAGUUUAAUUUGUCGCAUUUUUGCGUGAAGUUGGACCCCGGCAAGUUUACACGGCUCUGUGCUCUGCUCCGGCAGGCCCUUUCGUCCAAACGCUGCUCCUGUCAUUUGUUGGAGCGUGUCACGGGCAAGCUCCUCUGGCUGUCUUCUCUGUUCCGUACAUUCCGCCCUUCUCUGGCUCCGCUUUACUCAGACCAGCAUGCUUUGCUGCCCACCAUGACAGCGCUUCAACCUGAGCGGUGGCCCGAACUCUUGCAGGCUCUCUCUCCGGACCUCAUCCUGCUGCGUCCAAUUGGUGUGGCUGCCCUUCCGCCGGGUUCCAAGAUCCUACGUGUCAAUCAAACUGCGGUUUCUUGCCACGGUGACCUUCCGCUGCAGGCCCCUGAUGCCCGUCGCAUCUGGCUUCAGUCUUCGUCUCCGCACACCGGGAUGUGUGUUCUCUCGGACUCUUCGCAGGAGGUGCUGAGACUCUGGUUGGAUCUCUGCCAGUCUGGCACGGCCGUUCGUUCCUUGCUGCGCCCGCCCCUCUACGUCUGUGAAGCCUUUGCUGACGCCUGCGCCACCGAGCUCUCCGCGGGGCUCGGCGGCUUCGUUCGUUUACCGGACGGGCGCCAACUCUUUUUUCGUCAGUCUUUUGACCGUCAAGAGCUUCAUAGACUCUUUUCCUGGUUCCCUGAGACCGCUUCUGCUCAGGCCUUUAUCGCCAGUUGGGAACUGUUGGCACAGUGCGCUCUGGUUGUCUUAUUGGACGUCCUGCUGGGACCAGGGCACCUGCCAGUGCACUGCGUCUUCAAAUGCGAUAACUCUGCUGCUGAUGCAGCGAGCUGGAAGGGUCUGUCUAUGGCCAAGGGCCUUUGCUCUGUGCUCCGCUCUUUCCUGCUCUGCCAGCAGGCGCGUCGUAUUUCCGUUUACAUUGAUCACGUUCCGGGAUUGUCGAAUGACGUCGCGGACGCUUUAAGUCGCUCUGCCGACCCUGCGUCUCUGGGGUUCGAGAUGUCCCAGGAACAUUGCAUCUCUUGGGACCAGUUUCCGUCUUCUCCGGAUCUGUCCCUAUUCCCGUCUGCGGCGGAUUUUUCUGGUUUCCUGUGCCCGGGUGGCUCUUGCUCUGCUUGA
This is a messenger RNA of Symbiodinium sp. CCMP2592, 4146 nucleotides long. NCBI's taxonomy places the organism in Eukaryota, Dinophyceae, Suessiales, Symbiodiniaceae. The record is from the annotation of a GenBank genome assembly.